Pterocles gutturalis (yellow-throated sandgrouse) is the source of this 820-nucleotide messenger RNA. RefSeq names its product protein FAM189A2-like. Lineage: Eukaryota; Metazoa; Chordata; Aves; Pterocliformes; Pteroclidae. The coding region runs from base 23 to 517 and encodes 164 amino acids. The record is from RefSeq and is a predicted model, not a curated record. The transcript has 2 exons.
AGUUCCUGUUUCUGGUUCUCAUAUGGCUGCCUCUGCUUGUCAGCAUUUUUUGAGCAGUUUCCUACCAACUGGAAAACAGAGGGAUACAAGGAGAAUGGAUCUACACCUAAAGCCAAAGGCUUUCCAUCCAGUCUCAAAAGAGCGACCACACUCUUUAGUGGACCUUAAGGCCUAUAAAGACACAAAAAUUUUAGUGGCAAAAUUUUUGGAACAUUCAAACUGUAAUCUUCCUCCAGAAGUACGUCAUGUAGUGAACAGCAUACGGUCAGUAAUCAAAUCUGAUGAGAGACACAUGGAAGAAGCCAUCUUCAGUGCCAAUAUUAUAGACCAGGUGAUUACGAGUUCCCAGCAGAAUGUGAGUACCUCUAGAAAGCAACUUCAGGAAGAUCUUCAUCUUCAGAGCUGUGGAGCUCUGAGCUCUCCGCUUGCCUUCUUACACAGGUCCCAUAUCAUUUGCAGUUUAGAGCGGGACAGGCCUCACAGUUUAAUUGGAGUUUGCCGGGAGACCAUCCUUUGAUAAUAUUUGCAGGUAUGUGAUUCCAGCAAAGAGAAUUCAGGAAGAAACCAGGACUGGGAGAAAAACUAGUGGAUGACUUAAAAAAGGAAAAAGUGUCUUUCUUUGGAAUUCCAACAGCAGGAGGAGAAGGCUUGUUUUUCUGAAUGUAAAUUUCAGCCCUGAUUUUUGCUAAAUUUUAACUGAUUUAUUAGUAAAGUCAUUACAAAUGUUUUCCCAACCAGAAAUAUGUUUACUUCACUGUACUACAGAUAUGCUGCGGAUGCUGCCUAGCAUUUCUAGAAAACCAUUGCAAAACCACCAGAG